GAUCGGAUGAGGUCCAUGAAGACUUCUGAGCGCUCCUCAGGACACCUGAACGAAGCUCGUCAUGCUUCAAUAAGUCGUCUCUGCACUGUGUACUGUUCAGGAAUGCACGUCCCAAGGAAACGCAUCGUGAAGACAAUAACGUGAAGAGUGAAGAGUGAGUGAUAGAAAGAGAUCCCAAUCAGCGACACGCUCAAGCCGGAUCCCUGCGGGAAAUCGACAACCGAAAAGAAUAAGCCACGGCACCGAUCAGGUGGUGGGUCGUCUCGUCGACAUAAUUAAAAAGGGCUCGAUCAAACCGGUCCUUUACCCACAUCCAUCCUCGGGGCGCUUUCUGCUGUCGAGCUCCGAUGCGCUUAGUUUGAUGUGGCUCCCUUGAGCUCUUGAACUUGUCCGGACCUAUCGAUCGCUAGGAGGCCUGUGGUAGCCUAGAAGCUGAGAACUGAAAACACUCAACCGCGAGCGGCUGAUGCCGCAAGCACUGACAAACAUACUGAAGUACAGCAGCUGCUUUUCUAGGAUUGCUGGUUCGACCGUCUGUCUUGAAUCGACGAUACUUGUUUCCCGGUGGGAGUGGAUCUCCAUCUUGGACUAAGGGCCGGAUCCAGACUCGCAAAGCGUAUUGAGAUUUGUGAAACCAUCAGUAUCCCAUCACGCACGUACGUUCUUCCUCGGAACAAUGGCUGCGGAAGCGAGAGAAAACGUCAGCAUGCGGGCCGAACCGUCUGUGGAAGGUCCAGAUGUAGAGUCUCAUGGUAAAGAAGAGCAUCCACGACGCCGUAACCUGUCCUUGGAUGAACACACAUUAAGCGAGUGUAUAGACAAUCUAGUAGAAUCGACCGAGGCGGUCCCCGGAAGACUAACGCCCAUUCAAAGUUGUGAUAAUUUCGCGAACAUGUUGCUUCCUCAAGUACCUCCUACUCCUAAUCCUCGCUCGGAUCCUUACGGCGAACCAAUGUUCCUCAGUGCUUGGGAAGCUCUAGAAAAGUCUGUGGUGCAUCACGAUGGCAAACCGAUCGGAACGUUUGCCGCUAAGAAAGAUUCUAGUGUGGAGACUUUGAACUACAAUCAGGUUUUCGUCCGAGACUUCGUUCCGAGCGGUUUGGCAUAUCUGAUGGCUAAUAAAGGUGAAAUUGUCAGGAACUUCUUGUGGGAGUCACUUCGUCUCCAGGCUUUGGAAAAAUUUAUCGAUAAGUUCAGACUAGGAGCGGGCGUGAUGCCUGCCAGCUUCAAUAGUGACGGAGACGGGAUCCAACCAGACUUUGGAGAAGCUGCGAUUGGUAGAGUAGCGCCUGUAGAUUCAGGAUUCUGGUGGAUCUUCUUACUUCGAGCCUAUGUGAAGGCGACAGGGGAUCACGGCUUUGCAGAAUUACCAGAGUGUCAAAGUGGAAUGAGGCUCAUCCUGAUGCUCUGCCUCUCAGAUGGCUUUGACACAUUCCCAACACUUCUUUGUGCUGAUGGCUGCUGCAUGAUCGACCGUAGAAUGGGAAUGUAUGGGUAUCCCUUGGAAAUACAGUCUCUCUUCUUCAUGGCCCUACGUUGUGCGAAUUCGCUGCUGAAACAUGACGAAGAAGGACAAAAGCUCCGCAACCGAAUAGAGGAAAGACUAAAUGCGUUGAGCUAUCACAUUAGGACAUACUACUGGUUAGAUCAUCAGCAACUGAACAAUAUUUACAGAUACAAGACGGAAGAGUACUCUGAGACGGCAGUCAACAAGUUCAAUGUUAUGCCUGACUCUAUCCCUGACUGGCUCUUUGACUGGAUGCCCAUGAAGGGAGGAUACUUCGUUGGAAACGUUAGUCCAGCUAGAAUGGAUUUCCGAUGGUUUACUAUCGGAAAUUGUGUAGCCAUUUUGGCAUCCUUGCCCACUCAAGAGCAGUGUGGGGCGAUAAUGGAUCUCAUCGAAGCGAGGUGGACUGAACUUGUCGGGGAGAUGCCUUUAAAAGUUUGCUAUCCUGCGUUGGAAUCACGUGAUUGGCAAAUCGUGACCGGUUGUGAUCCGAAGAAUACACGUUGGAGCUAUCACAACGGUGGCUCUUGGCCAGUUCUCAUCUGGAUGCUGACUGCAGCGUCUAUAAAGACUGGAAGACCGAAGAUGGCACGCAAAGCUAUUGAGCUCAUGGAAAAGAGAUUGAUGAAUGAUGGCUGGCCAGAAUAUUACGAUGGAAAAUUGGGGAGAUACAUUGGCAAACAGGCCAGGAAAAAUCAGACCUGGUCUAUAGCCGGUUAUGUUGUUGCGAAACAGAUCCUUCACGAUCCCACGUACUUGACGUUGAUCAGUUUGGAGGAGGAUAGAAGUUUUGACCUUUUCCAGCCUACUUUGACUAGAAGCAAAUCGUCAUCAGAUCUGUUCACAAGUUGAUAAAAUAUUCCAAGAUCUUGAUUACCACAUCAUACCAAUUAUUGUUGUGUUGCAGUUGGUAAUCCUGGCUUUGCUGCCGUAUUAAAGCAUUGGCGAAAUUGUGUGCUAGUAUAGAGACGCUGGUAUCGUUCAACUUGAAUGGAAAUCUUG
Molecule: messenger RNA, 2509 nt
Organism: Marchantia polymorpha subsp. ruderalis
Lineage: Eukaryota; Viridiplantae; Streptophyta; Marchantiopsida; Marchantiales; Marchantiaceae
Source: the annotation of a GenBank genome assembly